AUGGGAGCAAAUCUUGCUGAAGGUGGCAAAGUUAAGUUUACAAAGAGUCUCCAAUGUCCUUUUCAUGGGUGAAUAUUCGAUGGCUCAACUGGAAAUUGUGUCACUGGCCCUGAUAUGAAGCCAAAAGAGCUAGAUAAAUACGCUUAUACAGAAGUAGUUAAUGAUGCAGGGGUAAAAUUGCUGAUGCCCAAACUAUGUUGCAAAGAGCAAGUUAAAGUAAAGAAAUGGCAAGUAAGAGAGAUGUUUGGGUUCAUUUUUGUGUGGUAUCACGCCAUUGAAAACCUCAGAAUAGCCCCGCCAUCUUAUGAACCUCUAGAUAUUCUGAUUUUACUAAAAGAUUAUCAUAUAGAGGCCAUAGCAUAA
Blepharisma stoltei is the source of this 363-nucleotide messenger RNA. The record is from the annotation of a GenBank genome assembly. Lineage: Eukaryota; Ciliophora; Heterotrichea; Heterotrichida; Blepharismidae.